AAAAAGAAUAGUCCUUCGGUUUCUCGUUGGGGCAAGGAAAAUUCGAAGAAUUUCACUUUUUUUAUUGCUUUAUGUUUACUUUCUUUCCGUCCCCUUUUACAAUUAAUAAUGAGAAUAUGAUUCUAUUAUCGAGGAAUUUACCUAUUUAGACCAGGUAACUAUAAAAAUACGUAUAAACAAAAAAAAAAAGAAAAAGAAAAAAGCUAUUAAUUUAUUCUUGUAUUGGUCAUAAGUACCCUUCAUUAUACAUAGCAAUUCUCCAUUGUUAUUCAACAAUUAUUAUUAAGCUUCCCUUGAGUGUUUUGAAUAAAUACAUAUAAUAUAGUUCCCAUAACAUCUCUGCAUCUUCCAGCGGCGUGUUUUUGUCAUGUAAUGCACAUCUUCACGAGCCAUUGACAGUAUUUUAUAUUCCUUUCCCUUUGCCUUUUUGAUUUCAAUCUUUCUCUUCCUUUUUCAAAUAUUGCCGCUUUUUCCCUUUCAGAUUUUCUUUUAAAAGUCCGCCGGAAGAUUGUGUUAUGAGCUGUAACACUCUAUUUUCUCUAAAAUGAGUCUUAACGUCUCCUGAUUUUUCUCCUACUCUCUAGUUGGACUCUGCUUUCUACCCACUUUCUACUUCUAGUGUAAUGGGUAAAGCUACAAGAUGGCUAAAGGGUCUGUUUGGAAUAAAGAACAACAACAAUAAAGACAAUUAUCACCGGAAAAACAAGAACCGGUAUAGUUCAGGUAGAGACUCACCUGGGUUAUGUUACAAUCCGGCUACUAUACCGCCUAAUAUAUCUCCAGCAGAGGCUGCUUGGAUAAGAUCAUACUACAAUGAAACAGAGAAAGAACAGAGCAAGCAUGCUAUAGCGGUGGCAGCAGCCACAGCUGCGGCGGCUGAUGCUGCUGUUGCUGCUGCACAGGCUGCGGUUGCAGUAGUGAGGCUUACGAGUCAGGGCAGAGGCAGUAAUACAAUGUUUGGUGGCGGACAAGAGAGAUGGGCUGCUGUCAAGAUUCAGACAGUUUUUAGGGGUUAUUUGGCAAGAAAAGCACUAAGAGCAUUAAAAGGAUUGGUGAAAUUACAAGCAUAUUUUAGAGGCUAUUUAGUAAGAAAACAAGCAACUGCAACUCUCCAUAGUAUGCAAGCUCUUAUCAGGGCACAAGCCACUGUCCGUUCUCAAAGAACCAGAAACCUGAAUGGAGCUGAUAACCGGUUCGAAGCUCGAGCUCGAAAAUCUAUGGAGAGAUUUGAUGAAACGAGAAGUGAACACACAGCUUCUAUUCACAGUAGAAGACUUUCAAGCUCACUAGACUUUCAAGCUACAUUAAUAAACUCCAUUGAUGGAAGUCCAAAAAUAGUGGAGGUUGAUACAGGUAAUAAUUGCAGGCCAAAAUCAAGAUCUCGUAGAACUAACACGUCAGUUUCAGAUUUCAGUGAUGACCCAUUUUACCAAACACUCCCUUCUCCACUCCCAUCAAGAAUUCCACCUCGUUUAUCGAUGCUCGACACUCGAAAUUUUCAAGAUUCCGAUUGGGGAUUAACAGGUGAUGAAUGUAGAUUCUCUACUGCACAAAGCACUCCCAGGUUUAUCAACUCCGAAAGAUUGUCUAAUCCUCCUUUGACACCUUCCAAGAGCGUUUGUGCAGAUAACUUGUUCAGGCAAUUUGGCAAUUUCCCCAAUUAUAUGGCUAAUACUCAAUCUUUCAAAGCCAAAGUGAGAUCACAUAGUGCUCCAAAACAGAGGCCUGAACCAGGGCCAAAGAAGAGAUUAUCACUCAAUGAGUUAAUGGAAUCAAGAAAUAGUAUAAGUGGUGUUAGAAUGCAAAGGUCCUGUUCACAAGUUCAAGAAGCCAUUAAUUUCAAGAAUGCUGUGUUGGGUAAACUUGAUAGGUGUUCCGAGUUUAUUAGAGCAGCAGAUAGAAAUUAUUUGCAGAGAAGGUGAUUGCUAAUUAGAUGUUAUAUAAGUCAGUGACAUAAUAUAUUUAAACAAACUGUAGUUGAAAAUUUUCUCAAUGCAUUCGAUUCAAGAUUUGCUAUUGAUGGAAUCAAAUUUUAAAUUUUAAGCGAA
Jatropha curcas is the source of this 2048-nucleotide messenger RNA. RefSeq names its product protein IQ-domain 26. Lineage: Eukaryota; Viridiplantae; Streptophyta; Magnoliopsida; Malpighiales; Euphorbiaceae. The record is from RefSeq and is a predicted model, not a curated record. Gene Ontology annotation, molecular function: protein binding.